ACGAAACCAAUACAAAGAUAAAACUCAUAGCAAACUGUGGGGGAAAAAAGAGAGACAAACCGACGACAAAGGGUUUACUAUCUUCAAAUGGCCAACAAAGCUACCUUCCAUCUACUCAUGAUCUUCUGCUUAACUCUAUCUCAGUUUUUUUUCUUCUUCCCUACCAAUGCUUCGAGAUUUGGGAGUUUGAUGGAGAGGCCUGAUCAAGUUUUCCUACCUCAACAAGAUACAAUACUGGACGUGAAGAAGGACGUAGAGGAAAGGGUGACGAUGGACUUAAAUGAUUAUCCAGGCUCCGGUGCCAACAACCGGCACUUGCCACGUGGAAGAGGAUGCAUCGAUUGCUGAUAAAAUUUAAAGAAGAAUAAUAACGUGAUACAAAAAAAAAAACUGAUUACCGUCGGAAAUCCUGACGGAAAAAAACUUAAUUAUAAUCGAUAAUUUAUGUAGCUUACGUCUGAAUUAGUGUUUACUGACUAUUAAUCCAGUUAGUUAACAUCGAGGUA
This is a messenger RNA of Brassica napus (rape), 506 nucleotides long. RefSeq lists its product as uncharacterized. NCBI's taxonomy places the organism in Eukaryota, Viridiplantae, Streptophyta, Magnoliopsida, Brassicales, Brassicaceae. The record is from RefSeq and is a predicted model, not a curated record. The coding region runs from base 88 to 348 and encodes 86 amino acids. The transcript is spliced from 3 exons.